Mizuhopecten yessoensis (Yesso scallop) is the source of this 2033-nucleotide messenger RNA. RefSeq lists its product as uncharacterized. The coding region runs from base 1 to 1845 and encodes 614 amino acids. The record is from RefSeq and is a predicted model, not a curated record. Lineage: Eukaryota; Metazoa; Mollusca; Bivalvia; Pectinida; Pectinidae. The transcript is spliced from 19 exons.
AUGGAACACGAGUGUGAGACCGAGGAGCAGGAGGAAUAUACCGCUAUUUAUACUGUAUCCAGGAGAACUCGCACGAGGAGUAAAUGUAGACGAACAAAAAGUGGAAGAAAUGAGAAAACACAGUCGGAGAAAAAUCGUAAUGCUUGUCCAGACGAAAUUUUACCACCAGUUAUGUUUUCACCGCGUAAUCAAAAAUUAUCUUCGAAAAUGAAGUCGAAAUUUGACAUAACAAAAGAAAAACUGCAAAAUCUACAUACGGUUUUUUUCCCGAUUCCGCGCAAUAGAGUUUUUCUAGGGAAAUGUUCAGAUGAUGACGACUCAAGUGGAUAUCGAGUGUCCGAAAGUGUCCUAUCCGUCCUCAAAACCGUCCGAAUAUGGAAGUUAAGGAAGACUGGCAGACAGGGAUACGACAAAUUCCGACGAACGGCGGAGUUCGUCAGCUUCGCACGGAAGAUGUGUGCACGCCAGCCAGAUAAAACAUUGAGUCCGGAGGAAAGCAUUCUGUUUUUCCUCAACACGAGUUCCCGCCGUCGACCAGACACACCGAACUCGCCCGACCCCCGGACCCUAUUUGAUGUCACUCCAUUCAAGGCUUUGGGACAAAAAACUUUUGUAAACACUUUACGAAACUGUCUCGGAAUCCCCCCGGAAUUGCGGACAAGUGAUGACAUCACAGCGAUGACUCGCAUGCUAGGGAAAUUCAGCAUAUUUUGCAGUUACCCGAAACAGGUGCAACAAGGAAUAUGUCGUCAAGGCUGGUACUCCAGGUUCGACAAGGCUACAAUUUUGGCAAGGGAGGGAAGUCGGGCUGAUUUCUACUACCUUGUAGUUUCUGGAGUAGCCGUGUCCCGUUGCCUUGACUACGAGGAAGAUGCUGUUGCUAAGAGAUCUCAUUUUGUCGAGUUCCACAGACAAGGGGACGUAAUUGGGGAGAAGGAAAUACUGACCGAUUCGGAGCGACCGAUGACCAUCGUAUGUAAGGAGGCUAUAGAGGUCAUCGGACUAGACAGGGACGAGUUGCUGGCCUUGUUCCAGUCCUCUGGUGCACCCCAAUGUAUCAAUCUUUUGACUACUGUACCCGACCUUUCCGGAUUUCCGUUUCAACUUUUACAGACGUACCAUUUCUCCUGCUCCGUACAUCACUACAGAAGGGGCGCCGUCAUUGUGAAGGACAGCAACGAAUCAGAGUGGAUCUACGUCGUCAAAUCGGGUUCCUGCCAGGUAUACGAGUCUGUUACGCGGCGAACACCAGAGAGGACGGCAUUAAUGGCGUCAAACAAAGUGUGCAGGUCAUCUCUAGAUAGCGGUCUGCCAGACAUCACCAAAACCACAAAUCUAGUUUCAGAGCCUUGUCUUUCUUCCUCCAAAGAGAUGCUCAGUUCCCGCAAAUCAAAGUCCAAGCUAUCGUUAGCUCACCUGAAAACAGUCCUGCCAAACAUCACCUUAGCUAAUAGCACAGUGUCACAGAAGUCUCCCGAGUCGACUCCAAGAAGAAAGUGUAAGACGACUCGCCAUGGCAGCCCUAGGGCAGACUUUCGCGAGUCUUCUGCGAAGGGACACACUUUCUACCUCAAAGUAGAUAUCGUCACUGAACGCGAAUGCUUCGGUUUGCAGUCACUACUUUAUAAACAGCUGCCAACUUUGAGUCUGGUCAGCAAUGGUGCCGAGUGUAUUUUACUGUCGAAACAAUUCUUCAGGGACCACAUGGAUGAUGACUUAAAGCGACGUCUUGUAUACAGAGUACCCCCGUAUCCUAGCAACUCCCAGGUGAGGGACGCCGUGGAGGAUAAGUUAACAUGGGACACGUACAAACACCAGGUACUACACGACGCCAUGUCCAAAUAAUCAUAUGUUCUAAACAUAAAGUCUUUGAUAUGACAUCAUACCCUCGCCAGAAUGUCCCUGAAUCAUCAUCAUGCUAUCAUCGGUUUGUCGAGGCUUAGUGACUUUAGCCCCAUCUUCUGGAGGAUAACAUCGUGGCAUUUUAUCGAUUUCUGUAAUUGAUACAUCAAACUAAUGUUUAUUUUAACGAA